This is a messenger RNA of Spirometra erinaceieuropaei, 5910 nucleotides long. The record is from the annotation of a GenBank genome assembly. Lineage: Eukaryota; Metazoa; Platyhelminthes; Cestoda; Diphyllobothriidea; Diphyllobothriidae.
AUGGAGAGACUUCUCUCCAUGCAGAUACCAUGGAACGUUGGUGUAGUUGCUGAGUCUGCAAAACGAUUGGAACAGUUGGAUCUCGAAGUGAGUUUCGUGUAAUAUUAUAUUGUGUCCAAUUAUUAGUCUGAAUGUCUCGCAUUCAGGGCUCGCGAUUGGUUAUUUUCCCUUGCAAUUACUUAUUAGGGAGCUCUCACUGUCAGAAACUUGGCAUUGAAAUGCCCCACCAGCCAUCAUCUACUGUUGUCUGUUUAGAUACAAAGCAGUAAACUAGACACCAGGAUCUACCGGGACGAUCAUUGUCCUUCUCUCAUGUUAAAUGUUGGUGCAGAUUUCACCGUCUGGAUGCGCACCAUCGGAUGUUUUGAGAACUCAAUUUAAUCGUAUAAAUACUCCCUGGAUGAAAGGAAGAAAGGGGAAGAAAUAUGCCUAAUUUUGAAAUUAUCACUCAGAAUGUUUCAGCAAAACGUCUCUCAUUAAUCAUGGCCAAGAUACCAAUAAAAGAAUGGUGAGACAGCAAACGGUGAGGCAUAAAUCUGCAUAACUAACAUGAGAAUAUCCGAAAUGUCGGUUUCAGAAUUGCGGUUUUUCUACAAGUAGGGCAUCGUAACAAAAAGAGGGCUAGCAGGAGAUACGUAGGAUGCCAUACGUCAUAAAAUAUACGCUCAAUGUUGCUAAAAAAAACAGAAGUGCAAACUGGCUUUUCGUAAUUAAAAAUAUGUCAAGUGAAAAGUUAGGACAGGGGCCUGCGUAGACGAAUCCCAGCAUUAUUGCAGUGGAUAAACGUCAUCAAUCUCCAACAUCAGCAUUUCUAACACAUACACAAUCGCUGCAAUUACUAUGAUAGACCCUAGGUAGAGGAGGCUAAUGUUUCCCGGCUGACAAGCAUAAGCAUUUUCAGAAAAAUUCAAUCGCUACUGCUCAAAUAGAUAAGUAUUUGAGAAUUCAGAGGAGAAUUUCCAGAAAACAAAUAAAGUCUUUCUCGUUUGGACGUUUUCUCGAGCUAAAGGAAAUUUGCAUAUUUAACAGAAGUUUCUUAACUGAUCUCAGUAAAACUUAUGAGGUUUACUUAUACAGAGCAGCCCACUAACUCCCCUUCCCCCAACUGAGGAGGGCUGAUGAACCAAGAGACUCUGUAAUCCUGGAUUUUUUAGCCAUUUGUGUUUGGCAUGUGCAAUUAAUGGUUCCGCAUUCAGUCACUUUACUUCCAUUGCAUGGCGGACGCAUAAAUACGUACAGGUUGUCUCACGGAAAUUAAAAGUCUCUAGCACCAAAGAAUGUCGGGCAGUGCCAUAGAUUUUCACUUUUUGAGUCAAAAGUGCACGUUAUAAGAAGCUGAAACAAAAUCACGCGUAAUGACAAGGCAGCAUGAUGCGUACAACCCACACGACGGGUCCCCAAGAAUAAAGUUUCUUGGCCAGGGGGCAAAUUAUCCGACCUGACAUUUGUUUUAAUUCAUUCACUUGGGGCUUUGAAAAGAGAACCGUUUUAAACUUGGCCGCUAUUUACUUGUUCGCAGGGUAUGAGGACGAUGUUUACCUCCAAACACAUGAGGCGUGAUCGAUUGUGAUAUGAACGAGAUUUGGCAAGGCCAAAUUAGGGCAGGAAACCAUGUGACUACUUCAAAUUUAGGAAAACUGCCAUAAUUGUCUGCCGAUCUAACACGGUUAUCGCUGUAGAGCAAGUUGAAUAAUUAUACAUAGACAUGCCGUCAGUCCUAGAAUAAAAAUAACUGUGAGGCUCGAAGACCCCGACUUUAGACCAUCUCUAUUCAAAGUUCCCCUGGCUUUUUGGUAAUGUAAAUUUUUACCUUUGGUCGCACAAGACAAUAGAGACAUUAAUCUCACCGGAUAAGCGCCUUCGAAAUACUGUCACUUUUCCAUGACUGAAUCGCAUAAAUUUCUCAUUUAACUCACUUCCAGGCAAUAUUUUUUCAGGCUGCGUUUAAAUCAACGCGAGGUUUUUCAUCAGCGCAUUUAUGUUGUCUUUGUGAAAGGAUCUCUUACGGUAUGAUUAUAUCUUUUCGUAAUCGAGUUCAGACAACACGGAGGUUAAUUUAAAUGUUUAAACUACGUUCUUGUCCACACACUGCUGUCAGGGCUGUUCAGUAAAUCACGCAAACGGAAUUUAUUAUGAGGGCGAUGCACGUCGCGCCUGCCCAGACGUGAUAGUACUCAUCCUAAGUUUCCAUACAUUCCCAGAAAAAAAACAUACUCGGGAGUUAAGUAGUAUGCAACCUCCUCCGGGGAACAUGAAGGUCUGACGAACUCUACGGUUGCAUUCUGGUGAACAAGGUGACCGGUGGAUGAAAAGGAAUGAAGUUAGUUGUAGUGCUCUGACCAGAAGUCUAGUCCACACGGAUGAAAAUUUCUGUUAAAAAGAAUUUGCCUUGAAUAAUGGCGAUCGAAAUGUUUAUAAAAAAGUUAACGUGGGGAUAGGAGAACGUAGUUUUUCGUCAUUAAUAAUGAAAGCUAGGCAGCGAGCGGUUGGGCACAUAAAUGCUAUCUAUUACUUAUGAUUCAUUCACCAAGCACGCUUAAGGGAUCAGACCUGUCAACUUUAGAAGACCGGAAGCGACAGACAAUUGUGAUCGGUGGGUGCUCAUGCAAGCCUAUACUGCCUUUGACGGUUCUGUUUUCGUUUGUUUGGAUUCCCCUUCGCUCAGUAACAUAGUUUAAAUAUCCGUUGUCCUCCAGAAUCAUUUCUAAGAAAAACGCGAAACGUGAAUAGACAGCUUGCCUUUAAUUGAGACGGGCGUAUUAAUUGCAGUGUUUUUAUCUUUUAUCACACGCAAUGCGGCAAAAUAAUCUAUUGGUUAACGUGCGAAUCCAGCUGAAGCAGUGUGUUUUCAAAUUUAGUACUGAUGACUGCAAGCUUCGAUUUCUUUAUCUCGACCCCAUAUCAGUAUGCUCAUAUGAAGCAUCAAACUUCUAAAACGAGUGCUUUAUAGGCUGGUGAAGUGACCUUCACUUUCAUUUAAAAAUGCUUUUGGUGAAAUGACAUUGUUUAGAUGAAGUCUUAAAAGCCAAAAUACAUCAUUGAUAACGACUGGCGCUUUUUGAAUGGUGUGGAUUAAUUUGGCGGCCAAAAAACUAGUCGAUGGUAAUAGUUAGCUCAUAUCCAUGACAAAGACGUCAAAGCGCUCAAUGUAACGUGAAACUGAUUCUUUGUACAGUUUUCGACAUUUAUAACAAAAAGCUAUAUAUUUACAUCACGCUAGGAUUUUCCUUUGCUUGCAAGACGACUAGACUUGCCGACUCGCAAGACACAAUGCGCUAGACAGUAAAACCAACUGUUCUCACUCCAGAUGAAACGAAAUCAAAAAUUCUCAAACAAGUCUAUGAUAUGAGUAAACAUGCAUUUCUCUUAAAGAUUUGAAAAAUGACUGGAAACGGUAACAGAAGCGAACUACUAUAGCAGUUUAAAUGGUGAGGAAACUGAAAAUAGAUCAUCGCGCUCUCUGGUGCACAUUUAGAAGACUACUCAACGGAUGGGUGUGGUGUGAUGUUGUAGACUGACAACUUGCUUUUUUGUGAUUUGUUGCCGACGCCCAAAAAUUCGCUGGUGAUGAAGGUGGGGGGCUCGUAAUGCCGCCGGGUGCUCGAAUUUCAUAUUUUUUGAAAACUCGAGACUACUUUUUGAUCCAUAAGCUCCUCUGAAAGUACUUUUUGUCUGGCUUUACAGUAUCAGCAAGGUCUUUCACGAUAACAGUGAAAUGAAGGUCAGGUUACUGCGCUGUGUCUAAAUGAACAAAAAAUUAUGGCUUAUCAAAGUUAUUUCACGUAUCAAAUACGGUAGCCGCAUUUGAGAAAUAAGUAGCUGACCAUUUAUCCACCAGUCUAUGAAUCCUGGAAUGCUGCCAUCUGGCCCGAUUCACCUGCUCGUCGUUUCUCCUUAUUUUGAAAACGACGGCGUUUUUGGGUUAUUUGUUCACUAAAGUCCGUCGGAUAUCCCGACCGUCUGGCUUUCACUAGAAUAUGUCCUUACGUUGGUGGAUACGUCCCACACCUCUCGUUGAAACGAGGGCACAUAAUCUAAUUUACCCAAAAGAAGUCGGUCUCUGCUCCUUAGGUAGUCGGAACUUACCAAAAAAUGUUUUUUUCCUAAAACAAAAUAAAGAAAAUCAAGAAUCGUGUUCGUACGUGAUGUAUUCGAGGGUUCCAGAUAAAAGUGACACAUUUAUUGGGGCAAAAUUCAAUUUAGUUAGAAGGCUACGUUCUGAACAGUACACAGAUAGUACCAAUCUCAGUAUAUGUUAACUUUAAUUCUAAAAUGUGCCCUCCAUUAUAAAGGAUUACUAAGGUGUGGUUGUAACACUAUUUAUGAUAUGAACUAGGCGUUUAUUAUUUCGGACUCGGCAGUGAUGUUGGAUUUUGAAUGCAGUUUUUUAACAACCUCAUAUACAAAAUUUACGCAGUAAAUAAUGCCAGCGCAAUUAAUACGCGUUUUCACGAUGAUUACCUAUGGCCUUAUAAAUUCAAAUAUAUUUAACAGAAAACAUGUAGAGAUAUAUGCUUUCUUUACCCAUAUGGCAGAAAAUCGCGUCGGCAUUACUUUUCGUACUCGACGUAAAAGUGCUUUUUGAAUUCAAAAGUUUCCAGUUAUGAGAUUUUUAGGACCGUGCAAUAUCCUCUCAUGCAGCGUCGCACCUGUCCAUUUAUUAAAGCACCUCGUAAAAAAUACGACAAAGUCCGCGUCCAUUGCAAAAUUAUGUAAAGUUUACAUAGCAUCUUCCCAAAGAUAUUGGGAAAUAUAUAAUGUUUCUUAUGUGGUUAGUAUAUACCCUGCAGGUUUAAAUCGCCAAACGCUAAUGCAUUGGCUGAUCUAGCUCAAAAAUACUCGGGAAUUCCAAGUAUCGUUCAAAACUAUAAUAUAUUCUUUCUUCAAAUGUAAACAAACCAACGAAAGAAAGCUUGUCUUUUACAUGCCUUCUAUAAAAUAUAUUUAAGUAUAUAAGAUCAUAGAAAAUCAAUUAGAAAAUGCAUGCAAAUAAAGUAGUCAUUUUCCACCGAGUGCGCUUUUCACGGUAGGUCAAAAGGCGGUGCUUUCAAAAGCUAGCAUCCUGCCCCAGUUCGAAGUACUGGAGGAUUGGUUCACAUAAUAAGCAUUAUUACAAUCCCACCUAAGUGAUCCUCUCUAGUUGAAAACGCAUUUCAGAAUUUCGGCUGACAUUUCAUGCAAAUUUGUGACUUCUGGGCCCGACCUCAAGCAACAUUUUGGUUUUAAUUCUCUGCGAGGUUGUGCAGUUGACCUGUAGGGAGCAGUCCGUUAGCCACAUCUAAUAUUCGUUGUAUGGGCUGCUGGCACACCUGCUUAGCAGUGCGAUCUAGACAACCAGGCCCUUCCAACACUAUUCUCGUAAUAUAAGGCGCAAGCCUUAAUGGACUAAGUCCUUGACCAGGCGCACACACACCUCACACAUACACGCCUUUUUUCCAACUCCCGUUUGUCAUUUUUGCUUUCGAGCCUGCGCGGCGACUUUCAGUGCAUCCGCGCCUCCCCCGCACACAUACUGCCAACGGCAUUUUACUGGUUUUGUGGUAAGACUAUUUGAAGACGGCUUUUGGCAUUCGUUUGGUCAGCGUAAACGGCUUGAAAAAAUAUGCCAUUUUUGUCCCCAUAUAGGCGGCCAGAGUGCAGGCCGAAGAGGAGGCCAGGCUACGAGCCAUUGAGCGGGCACGCGUAAACAAACUCACCGCCGAGAAGGCCGAGGAGGCGACUUCGAGGAUGCGUGGGGAGGUUGUUGGCAUCGUACUGGAAGAGAUUACAGAUAUGGGCGCGGAUUUGGCCUUUAAGAAGUGGCUCCAGCUGGAGAAAGCACGCAUCAAGGCAGAGAAGGCUGCCAAACGGAGGGCCGCAGAGGAGGCGGGUGAGGAGGUGGGUGAGGAGGGCGCUGACGACGAGGAUUAG